AUGGGUGCCCACAUCCAAACUCGCGGCGUGCGUCACGCGUACUGGGGCAAGCUCCACAUGGACGAGGUCGACAUUCUCUACGAAGAGAUGAUGCGCGCCGACGCCAACGUAAAGCAAGACGAUGGCGCCGUGCUUGACGCGCUCGCGUAA
Messenger RNA from Saprolegnia parasitica CBS 223.65, 150 nucleotides. RefSeq lists its product as hypothetical. The transcript has 2 exons. NCBI's taxonomy places the organism in Eukaryota, Oomycota, Saprolegniomycetes, Saprolegniales, Saprolegniaceae. The record is from RefSeq and is a predicted model, not a curated record. Bases 1 to 150 code for a protein of 49 amino acids.